Molecule: messenger RNA, 2075 nt
Organism: Culex quinquefasciatus (southern house mosquito)
Lineage: Eukaryota; Metazoa; Arthropoda; Insecta; Diptera; Culicidae
Product: probable cytochrome P450 9f2
Exons: 3
Coding region: 354-1973 (539 amino acids)
Molecular function (GO): heme binding; monooxygenase activity; iron ion binding
Source: RefSeq, a predicted model, not a curated record
UCUUUGAAUGCGUCGUCGUUUGCUUAAAUAGUCGCUCCGGUAGGUGUGCCUGUAUUUGACCUGUAAUUACGGUUUCAAUUGCCAAGUUGGGAGGAGCUGAGGUCAAUUAAUUUUGAUUGCUGAAUGAAUAAAAUGUUUAGUGGUAUUGCUAUGUUUGAGGUUUAAUACGGGUGUAUUCAACAUUAGAACCCUCUACCCUGGAAAUCGUACUCAGCCAGCCAGCGAUGAUUUGAGAUUCUUGUGCAGGAGGCACCAAACCUUCAGUCUUUGUCGAAACAUUGCCCAAACCGCAAGUGUUAAUUCGUUUUUCGGAGAAAAAAUAAACCUCUGCUUCGAACGGAGCAACCGUAACCAUGACUCAGGUGAACCUGUUUACGGCUGGAGCCGUAAUCAUCAUAAUUCUGCUCAUCUAUCACCACCUGGCGAAAAAGUAUCAUUACUUCCUGCCGAAGCCAAUACCAUGCAUGAAGCCGUCGUUCCUGGUUGGUAGUAGCGGACCUGUGCUGCUCCGACGACAGGGCGUUACUACAUUCAUGAAGACGAUCUACAAUAGCUUUCCGGAGGCAAACAUAUUCGGUAUGUACUCCACCGUGAUUCCCGCGUACAUUGUCCGUGAUCCGGAGUUGGUCAAGCAGAUUGCGGUUAAGGACUUUGACCAUUUCGUCGAUCACGCAUUUCCUAGUGGUGAUUCGGAUGCCAAUGGGGACGCCCUGUUUGGAAAUUCGUUGAUCGCACUGCGAGGUCACAAGUGGCGGGAUAUGCGAGCGACGCUGAGCCCGGCCUUUACCGGUUCCAAGAUGAGGCACAUGUUUGAACUAGUCGCUGAGUGUGGACGUUCGAUGGUGGAGUUCUUCAAGGCGGAAGCCGAAGCUGGGAAGAGUUUGGAGUACGAGAUGAAGGACACUUUUGCGCGCUAUGGAAACGAUGUGAUCGCAUCGGUUGCGUUUGGAGUUACGGUUGAUUCCAUGCGCGAUCCCGAGAAUAGUUUCAUCGUGAUGGCCAAGAAGAUGCUCGACUUUUCGAACUGGAAAGUUGUAGUAUGGAUUAUUCUUAUACAACUCCUGUCUCUGGUGACUAAGAAAUUCAACGUUGAUAUAGUAGAUGGCGCUUUGUCCAAUUACUUUAGAAGUAUUAUUACCGACAAUAUGGAGAGACGUAAAGUUCAAGGUAUCGUCCGCAACGACAUGAUCAACAUGCUGAUGGAGGUUAGGAAGGGCACACUGAAGCAUCAGAAGGAUAACCGAGACGCUAAGGAUGCCGGAUUUGCCACGGUAGAAGAAUCCAACGUGGGAAAGUCCACUCAUUCCAGAGAGUGGACUGAUAACGAACUGAUCGCGCAAUGUUUCUUGUUUUUCCUAGCAGGGUUCGAAACAACAUCGAAUCUUCUGUCAUGGCUGAUGUACGAGCUUUCAGUGAACUCGGCAAUCCAAGAUCGUUUAUACGAAGAGAUUUCUCAUGUAGAAAAUGCUCUCCUCGGCAGGCCACUUUCUUACGAAGCACUGCAAAAAAUGCCUUACUUGGACAUGGUGGUAUCGGAAGCCCUGCGCAAGUGGCCCCCAAAUGUGCAGCUGGACCGAAAAUGUACCAAAGAUUACCUGCUGGACAACGGUACCGGAACUCGGUUCACCAUGGACAAGGGAAGCUCCGUUUUGAUCCCUGUGUAUGCGAUACAUCAUGAUCCAAAGUACUUCCCCGACCCGGACACGUUUAAUCCGGAACGUUUCAACGAAGAAAAUCGCUCGAAGAUCAACGCCGGAGCGUACCUUCCGUUUGGCAUUGGACCACGGAACUGCAUCGGCUCGCGGCUGGCACUGAUGCAGGUCAAAUCGAUCGUGUACCACCUGCUGAAGGACUUUGCAGCAGUUCCGUCGGAGAAGACCGGAACUCCGCUUAAGUUGGCCAAGCAUCCGUUUCUAUUACAGGCGGAGAAUGGGAUUUGGGUUCAGUUUAAACCACGGAGGUUCGUAAUAUGAUAUUUGAAUAAAAUGCCUUACUUAGUGAAAUAAAUGAAGUUCAUUGUGUAGCUCAGAUGUAUUCUCGAUUCUGUGAAAUAUACAUUGAGUGAGUCUUAAAAG